Messenger RNA from Cooperia oncophora, 579 nucleotides. Lineage: Eukaryota; Metazoa; Nematoda; Chromadorea; Rhabditida; Trichostrongylidae. The record is from the annotation of a GenBank genome assembly.
AUGCCAGCUGGUCGCUCGUCAGCAUUGACUCGUGCUUGGAAAUUAGCAGGGGAUCCAUAUGCUGCUCUUGCAACCGCUGUUCAAUCUGCUGGUGAUCGAGCAAGUGCUGUUGAAAAGGUGCUCAAUGACAACAGAAAAGUAUUUACAGAGGAUGGGGCGGUAGGACUUAUCACACGAAUAGUGAAGGAACUUAGAGAAAAGGCAGUCCUUUCUGUAGCAAAGUCUUUUUCGUCUAUACCACUCUCUGAUUUGGCCGCUCGAGCAUAUCUUGACACCGACACAGCAGUCGAGAUCAUGGAAACACUCUUCAAGCGUGGAAAGCUAUUAGCAGAGGUUUCCAUAAGUGAGGGUAUUGUUCGACUUGAAAUCGUUCCAGAGAAAAUAAACAACUACGAUGUCGUUUCUAAACUAGAAAGGCUGAACGUAUUACGGCAAGAGAUGGAAAGAAUGGAUGCAGUUGCUCAGUUGCACCCUGCUCUCUUGCAAAGGUGCAUGAAAACCACUGCACUAUUGCCUUAUUGCUUCCCAACAAACGAAGAUGAAGGCCUCGGAAUGAGCAGCAGUCCUUUGGAAUACUAA